Messenger RNA from Capronia epimyces CBS 606.96, 2307 nucleotides. RefSeq lists its product as uncharacterized. Gene Ontology annotation, biological process: transcription by RNA polymerase III. Bases 1 to 2307 code for a protein of 768 amino acids. Gene Ontology annotation, cellular component: transcription factor TFIIIC complex. The transcript has a single exon. NCBI's taxonomy places the organism in Eukaryota, Fungi, Ascomycota, Eurotiomycetes, Chaetothyriales, Herpotrichiellaceae. The record is from RefSeq and is a predicted model, not a curated record. Gene Ontology annotation, molecular function: protein binding.
AUGGUUGAGGCUGCCCGCCGUUCCGCACGCCAGCACAAGGUCAACCCAAUAUACGCCAAUGAUGGUUGGGACAAGGACACCUUGCGCGUUCUCCGCGCUUCUUCCGAGUCAUCUGGCUCGAGCCCAGACGAGAAGGCACCAGUUUCUGAUCACGGGAACGAGCAAUCAUCCGAAGCCGCCGAUGAUAUCUCCCUGGAUUCUGCGCCGCCCUCCCAGUCCUCAGACAUUCAAAGCCUCAGCGAAGACGACGACGACAUCAGCCUGGUCUCCAAGAAUAACACCACUGGAGUAAAAAACUCCCGAGAGAAACCCCAUCUCCGUGUAUCCAGCAGCACCGCCGCCUCUGCGCAUUCGCGAGGCAUUGCUCCUGGCCAGAGUCGUGGUUCAAAACGAGCAGCAUACGAAAAGACCUUUGGACCCGGAGUCGAGGACUUGUCUGACGUCCUCCGCGCCCGAGAUAGUUGGCUGAAAGGCCGGGACGUGACAAUUCCUAGUCGUCGAUCAAUAUCCAAUGCCAUUGCGCAUUCCCGGACAUCACGGUCAAGUUGUGCUCCCACUGGCAAUGAAGCGCAUACCCCCUUGAGCCCAAUAUCGACAAACGACACCCCCCUGGCUGAGAUAAUCCAUAACAACCAAAUUCUCACAGAAAUAGACGACCAAGAGCUUCAUGAAAAAUACCUACCACGGCGUGCAACAUCCCAUUCCAUUGUCCUCGGCGCGAGAGGAAAGCAAUCGAGAUUUAACCUCGCCCAGCUGUCCUCCUUGGAUUUUGGUCAGGCUUGGUCUGUAGAUACAAAAAGCUAUAUGGCCGCAGAGCAGGCUAUCCGAGAAUCGGUCCCAAAUCGUCGGCAUCACGAAGGCUGGUUGCUUGAUGUCGGUGAGAAGGUUCAGUGUAUGGCAUGGGCUCCACUCAAUGGGCAUCUACAAUACCUUGCCAUUGUUACUCGAUGCACACCUGGCCAGAGACGAUCUGUUCCAGGGGAUGGGAGUGACCGACCAGCAUUCCAUCCCUCACCUUCAUACUCGUCAAGCAUCCAAAUAUGGGCAUUUCAGACGGAGCCCACUGAAACUAACCAUGUCCGGACUUUGUCCUUCAAGGUCCCCCCAAUGUUGGCUCUCGUGGUCGCAACCGACUGGGGCGACAUACGCCGCAUCGAAUGGUGUCCAUCUAUAGCUACCGAGAUAAUUACGCACCCCACCUAUCGACCAGACGUUGUCACGGGUCUCCUUGGUGUAAUAUCGACCGAUGGCUGCGCCAGAGUGUUGGCUCUGCGUCUGCCUGAGAAUCUGAAUUCGCACAGCCCAAUCGCUCUCAAAGCUGAGCAGGCCGGCGUCACCAUAUCUCCACAUGCAGACAUGGUUUUUACCUGCCUCGCGUUCAUAGACCCCAAGAAUUUAACAGUGGGUGCCUCAGACGGGUCGAUCCAACUAUUUGACCUCGCUAGACAAAGCAAUGGCGGUCAGUCCCCAGAAAGCUAUUUCAAACAACAAGUGCACAACACCUACAUCACCUCUCUCUGCUCAGCCUCGCCGAGUCCCUGCUCCACCUUUAUUGCGAGCACCUCCGCUUCGGGCGAGCUGGUGCUCACCGACCUGCGUAGCCCGGACCAGGAUAAGAUAUCUAUUCCUAGAGCAUGCUUUCCCCACCGCGAUCUCCUUUUCUCGCCUUUCACACGCUCGUUCAUCACCGGGCUGGAUAGAGCAGGAAAUACGCAUGUCGAAACCCACUCGGCCACCUUCGUUGUCUGCCACCACCUGCGGCAGUUCCCCACCGGUUUGAGGAUAGCUAAACUUCCGGACUAUACGGGAGCAGUGACGGCCCUGGCAAAUUCCCCCUGGCAUCCGUGCAUUCUGAUCGGAAAUGCUCGAGGUCAGGUGUUAUCAACCAACUAUCUGCGUAAAGUUCUCCCUUACCGACGAGGAGAUCCCCGCAAAGCCGCAGACGCUUACCUACAAAAAAUAUGCGAGUAUGACUGGCGGCCACUCUCGGCAGACGAGCUUGGCGAUCCCUCACAUUUGCUCGGGGCGCCGGAAGAAGUUGAUCUAUACCAUGGCCAAGGAGUGAGGCCAGGUCUGUCUCGCUUCCAUGAAGGCUUCAAGCCUGAGAGGGUUGAAGUGGGGUCGGUGCCAUUGACAAGGAAAACGCUGCAACAGAAGGACAUCGGAGUUGCAGAGCCCAUUUUCGAAGAAGAACAGGCUGUCACAUCCAUCGAUUGGUGUCCUAAUGCCGCUUGCGCAGGGCUGGCCGCUAUCGGUUGGGGUAGUGGAAUUGUUCGAGUCCAAGAUCUUGCCCAUGAUCUGGUAUGA